UGUAUAAUGUUACUGCCUGGAGAAAUCUCAUUGAAGUGAGAGUUGUCCUUCAGUUGGUAUGCAGACAAGUGGAAUUUGAACUACUCGCAUAUGAAAGCAUAAAAAAUCCACCCCAGAAGAUAUCCCAGGACACAAGACUGAGGAGGCCACUAUAUCCUUUGGUGUAGAUUACAGAAUAUUCAUAGCCUAGCCCAGAGGAGCACCAUGGAGAGCCACAAGGACUAUACUGAAGCUCUGCAUGAACACCCCGAGGUCUUCCGAAGGUAUCCACUCGUGCCAGUACAUGGAAUUCCCCUGAUGGAACCCAUUGCUCAACAAUGGGCUCCUAUUGAAAAUUUUGAAGCACGGCCAGAUGACCUGCUCAUCUCCACCUACCCCAAAGCAGGUACCACCUGGAUGCAGGAGAUUGUUGAUCUGAUUCGUUCUGGUGGUGAUGUAGAAAAAGCACGUCGAGCGCCCACAUAUGUUCGGAUCCCAUUUCUAGAAAUCUGCUCCCCGCCUCCUGUCCCUUCGGGGGUUGAUACAUUGGUGGAUGUGCCGUCUCCUCGUGUUAUCAAAACACACCUCCCCUUCCAGCUAGUCCCGAAAAGCUUUUUUGAAAACAAUUGCAAAAUUAUCUAUGUUGCUCGCAACGCCAAGGAUAAUUUGGUCUCCUAUUAUUUCUUCGAUCGGAUGAAUUUGACACAGCCAGACCCAGGGCCAUGGGACAGCUAUGUUAAGAAAUUCAUGGAGGGCAAAGUUGCAUGGGGCUCUUGGUAUGAUCACGUUCGGCGCUACUGGGAUGAGAGAGCAAACCACCGCAUCCUGUAUGUUUUCUAUGAAGACAUGAAAGAGGACCCAGCCCGUGAGAUCCACCGAAUAAAGGAUUUCCUGGAGAUUGACUUGCCUGAGGACAUAGUGCAGAAGAUCACCCAUCACACCUCCUUCCAGGUCAUGAGGGACAAUCCGAUGAGCAAUUACAGCACUUUGCCCAAUGCCAUCUUUGACAAGAAGAUAGGAACUUUUAUGAGGAAAGGUGAAGUCGGUGACUGGAAGAAUUAUUUUACAGUGGCUCAAAAUGAAGCGUUUGAUGCUGAUUACCAGCAUAAGAUGGAAGGAACAACUCUGCGUUUUCGUGAUGUAUUAUAGAAUCAGAGAAUAUCUUUCCUGGGAUUGUUCUGUUAAAGGACAGAUGCUUUCUUUGCAUUGCAGUUUUGCAAUAAUAAAUGUGGAUGCCAUUAAAUGUUGUAUCUUUGAUGAAUGAAACAUCUUUGAUACUUCAGAGGAACGAUAAAAAUUGGUUCUGAGAAGACUGAGAAAGCUGGGAACCGGGAUACCUGGUUCUCUGAGUGUGUCCGGUGGUGCCCAGUGCAGUCCUAAGCAGAGGUACACCUUUGCAAGUCUACUGAAGCAAAUGGGCUUAGAAAGGUGCAGCUCUGUUUAGGGCUGUACUGUUAGAUUAGUAACAGCCCUCCUGUUAGGGAACUGUGAACUGUCCCAUCCCUUAAACAGAGGCUUAAUAUGGAAAUGGGCAGCUGAAACUUUUCAUAGUGUGAAGGGAAAUAAACUCACCUGAUCAAUAACAUCCCUUUAAGCAUGUGUUAAAAGGAUAGGGCAUUUUUAUCCAGGCCUUUUGGCAACCUUACUGAGAUCUAUGUUAUGGUAUCUUCUAAAAAGAGAAGUGCUCAAAUUCUUGUCUGCUUGGAACAGCCCUCUCUGUCUUGCAAGUCCUGCUUCUUAAUCACAGAACGAAGAUUGAUUGUAAUUCCUCACUGAGGGGAAAUUUUCUUAGUACACUCUCAGAUGAACCCUCGUGUUGCUUCGGGGAAGUUAGGGAUCAGCGAGGCAUCGGCGUGGGGGGGGGGAACGAUUGGGAAAUUUCUCCCAACUCAGCUCUCCCCUUCCAGGACACUACAAACUCUUGAGAAGUUGAUCAGACAAAUUCCUUCUCCUCGCUUUAUUUUCCUCCCCCUCCCCCUCUCUCUUUAACUAACAAUAAGCUUAAGAAUGGUCUGCAGAUCCAAGGCACAUUCAGUCCUCAUCAGGAUGUUUUUGAAUCUUCUUAUUCUCAUUCUUCUUUUUUAAGUUUACAAGCCACAGACACAGAUUCUUCAGGAGGCCCCUGAACAUGCAGAAAAUCCCCUACUUUUGAGGGGCCUUGAGCAGCUUCUCUGAAGAGGUAGCAUAUAAUGUUUUAAUGCGAUACAUUUUUAAAAAUUGUUUAUAGCUAGUGCUGUUUUACUGCCCUUCUGAUAGGUAUUGGACCACGAGGAUUACCAUUAAUCAAUUAAUUUAAACGUUUGUAGCAUGGCUUUCUCAUGAACAAAUGGGACCCAUGACAGCUUCCAAAAUGUGGCUAAGAACCACCAAAUAUGACAAUAAAAUCAGAAAAUAACUUUUGAAACUCAACAAAGAACAAUGAAGCAGCAGUGAUAGCUGUUAUCUUUUGCGAUUUUGGUUGUAUAUAGCUUCCUAAAAGCCUUCACACAUUUCUUAGAGUAUCAGAAAAGCCAUUCCUCAACACAAGAAGUGGAAACUUGAAUCACAGUAAACUUUUCUCUCCUCACGGUUCUCAUUUUUCCUUUUCGACUGCACUGGGGUUGAAGGCUUAAACCCCCUCAGUACAGUGUUCAACACUAAUCCAAAUUGGGGGCGGGGGCGGUAUGAGGGUACAUUUUUUCUUUUGCAGGUUGUCCUCUGUUUGUGCUCUGAUUUCUCAACUAUUCUUAAUUUUUCAAGGACAGUGAAAAAGUUCAGUCCUCAUAGACUCUUUUUUGGAGGGCAGGGUGUCUUUUUAAUUUGUAAAAUUUGUCCUCAUAUUUGUAAAAUUUGUCCUCAUAUUUAAAGCAUUCCCAAGGAUGCAGAAACACCAAAAUUAUUCCUAUGUCUGACUGAGUGAUAGAAAGUCACCUAUGAAAUUUGCUGUUAAAAGUGUGGGAAAUGGAUUUAAUGAAAGAGAUUUUUAUGUACUUUUAUGUGCCUUCUAUCGGUGUUAUGCACUCUUACUAUUCUCAGGAGCUAAUGUAGUAUUUGUAACGCAACUUGCAAGAAAAUGAGACUUGAAACAAAAGACCAAAGCAGAAUGUAUGUUAUACAUGUUAAUCAGUGUUAGAAGUAAGAUCAAAGUACUGUGAAGCUUGCCACCAGGUAGAUUGAGCUCAAUAAGCUUAAUAAGCACCUGCUUGUUUCCUGACACCUGUUCUUUCCUUGAUACAGAAACCCCUUUGUGAAACUGUCCAUGCAAAAUGUUGCAAUGAAAGCUAGCUAGAUUAGCAAAACCUCUCAAGGCUGAGAGAGAAAACCACAAAGUGGAGAAGGGGAACUGAAUGUAAUUAUAAGCACAUUCCAGGGGAAGGGGAGCGUUUCUCUCCCACGGAACCCAGAGAAAUAUUCUCCACUUGAAGCCCACAAGGUUGCAAGAAGCGACAUAGGGGCACCGCUAUUAAAUGUUACAUAGACCAAAGGAAUGGGCAUGAAUGAGAAGCCUAUGAAAGAGAUGUGUGAGAAAGGAAGGAAGAUGUUCCUUUCAGAGAUAAAACCAAAGACAGAUAAGAUAAAGAAAUAGCAAUCAGGUAAUGCUGUAACUAUGCUGUUGACCUAAGUGGUUUCUUCCAAUCAGAAUACCCUUAGACACUUGUAUCAUGAAAGGUGGUCGCUCACUUGAGCCAAUGGGGGCCACUGUGUUUUCUGAGCCAACAGAAUAACAAAUAUUAUAAUUAACCAAAAGGUAUUAAUUGCUUUGUACUGCUAUUGUAGCUUUGAUGAGCGUUGGGCAUGAGGGGACAUUUUACUCUUUGUGUAACUGCCGUCCCUCCAUUGUUUAAUAAAUGGUUAUAGAUUGCUUCAUCUGCA
Eublepharis macularius is the source of this 3831-nucleotide messenger RNA. RefSeq names its product sulfotransferase 1 family member D1-like. The transcript has 7 exons. Gene Ontology annotation, molecular function: sulfotransferase activity. Gene Ontology annotation, biological process: sulfation. Gene Ontology annotation, cellular component: cytoplasm. Lineage: Eukaryota; Metazoa; Chordata; Lepidosauria; Squamata; Eublepharidae. The record is from RefSeq and is a predicted model, not a curated record. The coding region runs from base 205 to 1128 and encodes 307 amino acids.